Molecule: messenger RNA, 1478 nt
Organism: Pleuronectes platessa (European plaice)
Lineage: Eukaryota; Metazoa; Chordata; Actinopteri; Pleuronectiformes; Pleuronectidae
Product: NIPA-like protein 2
Exons: 11
Coding region: 203-1282 (359 amino acids)
Biological process (GO): magnesium ion transport
Cellular component (GO): membrane
Molecular function (GO): magnesium ion transmembrane transporter activity
Source: RefSeq, a predicted model, not a curated record
CCGAGUCCAUUGAAGGCAUCACAAACUCCUGCUACAUGCGACACAACUGAGGAACUUUUCGCUCCUGAGUUUCCUCUCAGGCGCCAGGACGUGGGAUGCGGGGGAUGAGAUGAGGUGGAAGACAGCGGACAAAGAUGUGAAGCGAUAGUAGGAGUUUCGCUAUAGAAUAAUAUUACUUCACCUAUUGCUCGACAAGGAAAACAUGGCGAAUUCAAGCUCUCCUCAAAUGACCUCCGCUCUCCGGGCGUCGAUCCUGGAAAACCCCCUGCGGACCUAUCUCCUGGGAAUCAUCAUCUCUAUAUGUGGGAAUGUCGUCAUCAGCAUUUCACUCAACAUACAGAAAUAUGCCCACGUCCGUCAGUCUCAGCGUGGCUCCAAGCCCUACUACACCUCUGUGAUGUGGUGGUGCGGUGUGGUUCUCAUGGGUGUUGGGGAACUGGGGAACUUUGCUGCCUACGGCUUUGCCCCAGCAUCGCUCAUAGCCCCACUGGGCUGUGUGUCUGUCAUAGCCAGUGCUGUCAUAUCUGUGAUUUUCCUCAAGGAGACGAUGCGCCCCUCCGACAUGAUUGGUGGCACCCUGGCAAUAACAGGAACGUAUCUUCUGGUGACCUUUGCUCCCCAUACUUUCACACCCAUCACAGCCCAUCUGGUCCAGUACAAUGCCUUUAGCUGGCACUUCCUGCUUUACCUUUUUAUAGAGGUCAUCAUCUUUUGUAUCCUGCUGUAUCUGUACAAGAGGAGGAACAUGAAACACAUCGUUAUCGUGAUGUUGCUGGUGGCCCUGCUCGCCUCUCUGACAGUCAUCUCGGUCAAAGCUGUGUCAGGGAUGAUCACAGAGUCGAUCAAAGGCCAACUGCAGCUCAUAUACCCCAUCUUCUACGUAAUGCUCGUUGUCAUGAUUGCCUCCUGCGCCUUCCAGAUCAAAUUUCUCAAUGAGGCAAUGAAAAUGUUUGAUGCCACAGAGGUGGUUCCGAUCAACUUUGUGUUUUUCACGGCAAGUGCCAUUGUUGCAGGGAUAGUAUUUUACCAGGAAUUUGAAGAUUUGGCUUUACUCAACAUUUUUAUGUUUCUGUUUGGUUGUCUUCUGUCUUUCCUUGGAGUUUUCCUUAUAGCCCGAAACAGGCCAAAGAUAAAGCAACAAGAUCGAAAUUUUAUCGCAAUGGACAGGAUCCCUGGGAGAAGGCACACAGACAAAGUACAGCCUGAGGCAAAGACUACGACAUACGGAUCCCUGGCAGCCAAACUCAUGUGCAACAGAGCUGGAGACACAGACGAUUCAUAGGACCAGCUCCAUCUGUUGGGACUGUCAUUUAGAUUUAUGUGUACAAACCUCUUGUUACUUAAAUAUUAUCUCUAUUUAAAGAAAUAAAAUGGCAAAUACCUACCAAUAAAACAUAUGAAUUAUGCUCAACAACUGACUUUAUUGGUCUUUGAGUGAUCAGCUUUCAAUAAACAAAGGCAAAAUCUGACAUUUCAAA